AUGGCUACAAUUCGCUCAAUAUCGCUCGGGUCCGUGAGUGCGCUCAUUGUCGCCCUAGCCAUUCAAUAUGCUUGGGUGCAUCUGUACGUGACCGAGUACUGCUACACAGCCAUCAGGACAUUAUCGGACGACCAGCCAAGAGCCAAUUGCUUCAAAGUGUCCACUUCUGGACUAUUCAAGCAAGUAUACUCAAAGCCAGUCACCACAAUCACUACCGGAAUUCGAGAUGGAUAUGUCCUGCCAGGCCUGAUCGAUGGGCAUGGCCACAUUCUGCAAUACGGAGAGCUGCUGAACUCCGUCGACCUCUUCCAGUCGAAGUCCCUCGACGAGAUACGGGAGAGACUGAAGGAUUACAUCAAAAAGUCUCCAGAAGAAGGUACAGCAUCUUCCUGGAUUCGAGGCACAGGAUGGGACCAAGCAGCGUUCGGCGGAUCUAUGCCGACAGCGCUAGAUCUUGAUCAGGACUCUCAACUGAAAGGCAAGUACAUCAUGCUCGAUCGUGUAGACGUGCACUGCGUCUGGGUUUCCCAGGCAGUUCUAGACCUCCUUCCAAAGCCACUUCCUGACCAUGUUGAUGGCGGUGAGAUUGUCAGACAGCCAGGGCUCGGCGUGUUCUGCGACAAUGCAAUGGACAUUGUGCAAGCGGUGUAUCCCAAGCCUGGCAAAGAGAAGAAGACCCAGUGGAUAGGCAGUGCGAUGUCGAGUCUCAACUCGUUCGGCAUUGUCGGUGUGCACGAUGCUGGCGUUGCCCCCUUAGACUUGGAUCUAUACGAAGAGAAAGCGAAGACGAAAGAAUGGACGGUGCGUGUCUAUGCCAUGCUCGAGUGUGCAGUCCGCAAUACUAUCUGCCCAGAAGCUGCCAGGAAGAUCUCGACCACGAACGAUAUGUUUGCCGUUCGAAGUGUCAAGCUCUUUGCAGAUGGUGCACUUGGUAGCUGGGGAAGCGCUAUGCUUGAGGAAUACAGCGACCGGCCUGGCGAUGUAGGCUCGCUCCUCGUCAAUGCAAGCACGCUCACAUCACUGGCAAAGUCAUGGGCUGCCGCUGACUACCAGGUCAACAUCCACGCUAUCGGCGAUCGCGCAAACAAAUACACAAUCGAUGCCUUGGAAUCUGCCUUGAAGGAGGUCUGUACAGAAGAAGGUCUCUCUGUGUCAGACUGCCAAGCGACUCGACGCUUCCGAAUCGAGCACGCUCAAAUCAUCCACCCGGACGACCAAGCUCGGAUGCACAGUCUCGGCAUCAUCCCCAGCAUACAGCCAACACAUGCAACCAGCGACAUGGCCUACGCAGAAGACAGGAUCGGUAAGGCACGCACGAAGGAGGAAGCAUAUCGCAUGCAAUCUCUCAUCAAUCUACAGCCAAUCCUUGGCAGUGACUUCCCGGUCGAGCCAGCGAACCCGUUCGAAGGCAUGUAUGCCGCCGUCAAUCGCCGCUCACCGCGUACUGGUCUGGGCCGCAAUGGAGAGGAUGAAGGCUGGCAUGUCGAGGAGACUUUGACGACUAAGGAAGCACUUUGUGGCUUCACGGUCAAUCCUGCACGAGGUGCGUUCCUGGAAGGCAAAGCUGGUGUGAUACAAGAUGGCGCUUUCGCAGAUUGGAUCGUGCUUGAUCAGGAUAUUGAUAAGAGCCCGACCGAGGAGCUGAGGAACGUGAGGGUGAGGGAGACUUGGGUGGCAGGGCGGCAAGUUUAUAAGCGGGAAUAG
Fulvia fulva is the source of this 1704-nucleotide messenger RNA. RefSeq lists its product as uncharacterized. Gene Ontology annotation, molecular function: hydrolase activity, acting on carbon-nitrogen (but not peptide) bonds. Bases 1 to 1704 code for a protein of 567 amino acids. Lineage: Eukaryota; Fungi; Ascomycota; Dothideomycetes; Mycosphaerellales; Mycosphaerellaceae. The transcript has a single exon. The record is from RefSeq and is a predicted model, not a curated record.